AUGGACCAAUCAAACCAAACCCAAGUUUGCAAUUUCCCGUGGACCCAGCCCACAUCUGAUACUUCUCAGAUCUCGUCGAUACCGACGAAAAUAUGUUACCGGAAAGAUAUCCGGUCAUUUGGAACGAAGCAGAGGGAGGUUCGAUGGUGUAUGACCACGCCGGUACGGAAGCUGGAUCCGAUGAGGCCUUGCGAGAAUCAAAACUCAGUGGCCGAGUCGGAGGCGGUGGAUCUGGAGGGAUCGGUGGGAAUAAAAUAA
Molecule: messenger RNA, 258 nt
Organism: Arabis nemorensis
Lineage: Eukaryota; Viridiplantae; Streptophyta; Magnoliopsida; Brassicales; Brassicaceae
Source: the annotation of a GenBank genome assembly